CACCAAGAAAAACCCAACACAAAAGAAAAGAAAGUUCCUUUUUUAAAAAAAAUCCCGGGGAAGGAACGCAGCUUCGCCACUUGGUUUGGAUAUGGAGUCGCAAUUGACCCGUCCUUCGGACAGUGAUUACGCAGAGACCCAUGUGAAAAUUCACCAUCCUGAGGAAGAAGAGCACCAUGAGAAGGGAACUGCCAAAGUGUUGAAGAAAGUGAAGGAAAAGGCUAAGAAGAUAAAGAACACUAUAACGAAACAUGGUCAUCAUCAUGAGCAUGGUCAUCAUGUCCCCGAUGAUCAUGAUCUCGACGAAGAAGAUGACGACGAUGAUGAACUUGUCGUCGACCCUGAAGUGCAUGGCGCUCCGAUUUACGAAUCAUCCGCCGUAAGAGGCGGCGUGACAGGGCAGCCGGAGUCGUUGAGUCAUCCCGGAAAAGGCCACAUUCCGGCACCGGAGGAGAUGGUUCCUCCAGGAACGAAGGUGUUUCCGACCGAGUCCUACGGUCAAAUCAAACCGGUUGAACCAGUCGAAGUCUCUAAACCAGCCCAAGGCUUUGAUUCUUCCCAUGGUUUGGGAGGAACUGCUCCUCAUCCUAUGCGAGCAUCCGAUCCAUCGGACCCAGAAGAGACGGCGCAAAACACGCCUCCGUCUCUCCUCUCAGUAACAGAGGAUACGACUAGAAUGUUUGUGUCUGCUGGUGAAGACCCUCAUGGUCAACGGAAAGUCAACCUAGAGAGACCUAAAGGAUUGGAGGAAGAUCGCGCUGCUCCUGGAGGAGGGCUUGAUUCUUCUGGUGUUGUCUCGAACUAUCAAUCCAAAGUCACUGAUCCCACCGGAAAAAGUGGAGAAGAAGUUGGAGUGACACCAAUCAUUGAAUCUCUAGGUAAGAUGAAAAUGACGGAUGUGCCUCAUGAGUUAUCAGAACGUGGAUUGGAGAGAGAAUCCCUGACGAGAAGGGACGAACUCGAUGUGAAAUCAGGACAUGAACCGGGAAAGGAUUUCCCGACACCUGAAAUGUCUCCUCCAGAGAACCCUAAAACAGAAACUGGAGCUUCCAAGCCUCAGGCUAUGGCAGAUGAUGCAGACAUGCCAAAGCAGAGCAGCUACACCGAGAAAAUCGUCUCGGCAACUUCAGCUUUGGCUGACAGAGCUGCAGCAGCAAAAACUUCCGUGGCCUCAAAGCUAGGUUACUCUGGAGGAGAAGGCAGCGAGGAAGAAACUCCAAGAUCCGCCAUGGAAUACGGGAAGAAGAUGGCGGAGAAGUUAACUCCGGUGUAUGAAAAGGUCAAGGAGACUGGAACCAGCGUGAUGUCGAAGAUGCCCCUCUCGGGUAGCGGCGAAACCGGACAGAGACAGGACAAGGGAGUGUCAGCGAGGGACUAUAUAGUGGAGAAGCUGAAGCCAGGAGAGGAAGACAAGGCUUUGUCCGAAGUGAUAACAGAGAAGCUUCACUUGGGAGGAGAGAAGAAGAAGAAGAGAGGGACAGUAAUGGAGUCAGAGGAAGUGAAGAAGAGGCUUGGAGGGUUUAGCGAUGAGAGGUCGGAGAAGGAGAUGGAGCAUGGAGAGAGCUUCGUGGAGGAUGGCAAUGGCGGUGGGGGAAUGGUGGAGAAGCUAAAACUGGCGGUGACGUCAUGGCUUGGCGGUAAGACGGAGGAAGUGAAGAACAAGUCGGCAGAGUCGGUUCAGGAGUCUUCACAGUCGCUUGGUUCCACGAUUGGAACCGAGUUAGGACUUGCGGGGACCAAUGGAGGAGAUGUCGGGGGAAACGGCGGCGGGGGGAGAAAGCUCCAAGAAUCUGGGAACUGAGAUUUGGCUGUUCCUUUGUGUACCGACACGGUUCUUGUCUCUCUUUUUUUCUUCCUUGAGGUUUGCUACGAGUGUGUUGUCUCUUUGAUUCUGAUUGUUGGGGAAUGAACUGUUUUGUUGUAAAUA
This is a messenger RNA of Tarenaya hassleriana, 1927 nucleotides long. RefSeq names its product low-temperature-induced 65 kDa protein-like. Bases 92 to 1801 code for a protein of 569 amino acids. NCBI's taxonomy places the organism in Eukaryota, Viridiplantae, Streptophyta, Magnoliopsida, Brassicales, Cleomaceae. Gene Ontology annotation, biological process: response to stress; response to abscisic acid. The record is from RefSeq and is a predicted model, not a curated record. The transcript is spliced from 5 exons.